UCCAAAUAUGCAAGAUUUUCCCGCGCGCGGGCACUCUUUAAAGCAAACCAUCCCAUAACUCCUUGCGCGCUGAAGGUGAAGAUUCUAAAUCUCACGGCGAGUUGAGAAGCGUGGAGAACCUAUGAUCUUAUUUGUGUUCAAUUUAUUCGAUAUUUGCGUCAUCGAUAGCUUUAGAUUUUACUCUUUUAACUGUCGUGCUAUAAAUUUUUUUCGUUGUGACUGAAUGCCCUCGUUUAGCGCAUGUGAGUGAGGAAACGGCUAAUGGACGAGGAAGCCGAGUGAAUGUGACAAUCUCAACGAUCUUCGCUGGGUAUCAACCCUUUCCUGUUUGAUAACACUGUCGGUUUUGAUCUCAGAAUGUUCCACACGCCGUUGUGCCCAAAAGACUGUGAAAUUAGACACCACGAUGUCAUCACUUCGCUGCAAGCUCUCACUCCUCGCUUCAGUUCCGCGAUGAAUGCAGCGAUCUUCAGUCCUUCUCGUGUCACUCGUGGUAACAACAAGGAUGACUUCAAAAAACAGGUCCACAAGCUCCUUGCCACGGGUUGGAAGAAGGACAAAAAUGUCCCAGAAAAUAGUAAAGAUUUUCAGCUGCCCCUUCUUCACUUGGCGAGCAUGUUUGGAAAAUACGAAGCGGUCGAUUGGUUGUUAAACGAAGAGAAUUUCGAUGCAGCUUUGAGGUCCUCCUCAUCGAACGAGACUGCACUGCAUUUAGUUGCUCGCCACCUUUACAAGGCGUUGUUGUCCGAAUCUACUAGACUAGAAAACAUGAGCAUCAGCGCGAAAGUUUCCAAUUUUGAGAAGGUAGUUUCGUUGCUGAUCGUUAAGGAAGUGAGCCUUUUCUGGGCAAAAGAUGGCUUGAACAAAGAGACACCAUUUCAUAUUCUUGCCAAACACCUUCUCGCCGCCAACUCCGCGGAAGCGGAUUCAGGAAUAGAAGAUCAGUGCUUGGCGUUCUACUCGAAGAGCUUUAAUAUGAUCCUGAAACUUCUCCUGGCCGAAGAGGACGGCAGGUUAAGCAGAAAGGAUAUCAUGCAAGCUCUUAGUAUUAGGAAUGGUGAUGGAGACACUCCAUUGCAUAUUGUGGCCAAAGCAACCAAGCAUGGAUACCAAGUGCUUAAGUUCCUGGUGAAGUCAUUAGGAUCCUCUGAUCUUCUGAAACUCAAGAAUGAAAAAAGUCUCACGGUAUUGAAUAUCGUGAAUGAAUGUUAUCCUGGCCAUGAAAAGGAUUUGAUUGUUGAAGAAGAGGGCAGAAAGCAGUUGGACCCUGCUGAUUUUCCAGGUAAGAAGCUGAGACCUAAAGCUUCAAGUUCAGAUGAACCAGACCAAGGAACAGCGGAUCUAGUACAAUUCCUGAGUCGUAGUUCUUCAAAUCCCAUGAGGCUCUCCCGUCAUGAACCAGCUUUAGGCCGUGGCUCAGCAAGACGUUCUGAGGGAUGUGCAUUUCACACAAAGUAUUUUCCAGGUUUGUGCUCUCCAGAUUGCUUUGAUACCAUGGCAGCCUGUAAGGAAAUUUUAGACACCCAUACUCCUCUCUGUCAAACUGACUGUGAUCUCCAGCAUCACUUGUUGACAUGCUGUGUCUUCAGCCCAUCUGUCGUGUUCCGUACAGACGCUGCCAACAAGAUUCCCUGGAAGUUCAGGUUGUGCCUACAGGCUUCCUUCAUAGCAGGCUGGGAAAAGUACAUGAAUGUUCCAGAUCCUCUGGCUAGUCUACGUUUUCCACUGCUGCACUUGAUCUGCAUGAGUGGUAAUCUUCUUGCUGCAACAAGCCUUAUGCGAUACAUGAAGUUUAAACUCAGUGUCUCCACGAGAAGUAAAGAAACUCCCCUUCAUCUGGUCGCUCAGUACUUUCCUGUCACCCACGCAGAUACCAAGAUUCCCAACUUCCAGCAAAUUUUGAACUUUCUUACUGACGAGGAUCAAGGGAUGCUGUUCAAGUUUGAUCUAAAGGGAGAUACAGUGCUGCACGUCUUGGCCCAGUGUUUCAAUGGAAUGGCAAGCAAACUGCAAACAAAACCAAGUGAUGCACCGCUUGACAAGAGUGCUCUGGUUAAGCAGAAAAAUUGCUAUUAUAAAGCAAUGAAGGUUUGCCUGCGUAAACUUUCAGAUCUCCAGUUGAGCAACAAGCUUUGUAAAAAGCAAAUUUGCAAACUGGUGCAUGACAGGAAUAGUGCUGGUAAAACGUUCUUGGACAUUCUGCAAGGAGGUCCAGACAGUGUCAUGGGAAUGAUACUCCAGACGUAUGCCAAGGAGUUGUUGCCAUAUUGUUUUGGUGACGAAAGGCAUGAUCUGGUUAGUGGCAUAUGCCAGUUGUCUUGCCCUUGCAGUGGCGGGGAAGCAGCAUCCCAAAGCCUAGAUUGUGAAACUCAGGCUGGUCAAAGUGAAGAAGGCGAAAGCUCUGUUCAAGAACCAGUGUCAUCUUCACAAAGUCCACUUGCUGACGUCAAUGACAGCUCUGCUGAUGUCUCUGAACCACAGUUGACUCAUGACCAGCCUACACAAGUGGAAGUGGCACCUUCAUCUGCGCUUCCUAGAAGACCCCAAGCACAGGUGCGUAGCAUUCAGGUUCUGGGACAAGCAACGGCAGGGAACCCUUCUUCACAAGCUAACACUGCUGCGCAACCAGUGCAGCAUAUUCCAGUGGUUUUCAUCAAGCAGGAGCCAGUUGACUUGCAACAUGACGCCCAGUGUUUUGUUACCACCAACAGUCACCUGGAAGCUUAUACACCAAGGCAGAAUGCUUUCAUCAUUCGUACUGGUGCUGCUGUUACAACUCCCGUUCAGAACCCUUCACCUCAGCGGUCGUUUGAAAGGGGCAUCAUCCAUCCAGGUGACCAUUCUUCAUCAAACCCAUCAUCUUUGCAAUCACUUGUUCAUUGUGUCCAGGCAGUGCCAAAUGUGACUACAACAAGAAAUCAGCCAUUGGCAACUGGUACCCAAAUUCCAACCUUAGUUCAACAAGGGGUACAGACAGUGGGGACACCUACUGUCAGUCAUCCAUCAAGUGCUGGCACCCAAACCACAGCGUUGCCACAACAACGAGGACAGAUGACACAGACUCCUUCUGUCAACCAGCCAUUAAUGGCUGGUACCCAAACUACAGCGUUGUUGCCGCAAGGGGGACAGACAGUGAGGUCACCUACUGUCAACCAGCCAUCAACUGCUGGUACCCAAACCACAGCCUUGCUGCUGCAAGGUGUGCAGACAGCAAGGACACCCUCCGUCAAUCAGUCACCACAGGGUCAAACAGGAGCCUCUAAGGAUCCUUUAAGAAGAGAGCAACUGGCUCAGGCAAAACAAGUGCAGGGUAAACGAAAAUCAGCUGAAUCUGUUAAAGAGAUGGCUUUGGAAACGCUAAGCAAAUAUAAGACAGAUUACAAAAUAGAAUUUUUCCACACACCACUUUGUUAUGUAAAUUGCAGCAUUGACCAUCACCAUCUUAUCCUGGCACUGCUGAGCUCUUCAAAUAGAUUAAUUUCCCGAGGUUCACUGAACAGCUUUACACAGCUUUUAGAAACCACCAAAGUCAACUUCCUUAAAUGUGUGAAGAAGAACCUUGAUGAGGGUUUUGCUAAAGACCUUGACAUCUCUGAUGGUUUGGUUGUAUUGAAAUAUCCUUUGAUUCAUCUGGCAGGAAUUUUCUUCAAGUAUACAGCCAUAGACUUGUUAGUUCAUCUCGGCUUUGAGCGAAAUCCGUGUUCACCAAGAACAGGUGAACUGCCCUUGCAUUCAACAUUACGCCAUGGCUUCUCAACUGGUUCGAAGCUUUACAAGUCAUUUGCCAUGAACAGGAAUUACGAGAAACUGUUUUCCAGGGUGUUCAAAUCAUUUUCCAGUGAAACGGAUGUGAUUGAGCUUCUGUCUCAGCAAGACAAAAAUGGAGACACACCCUUACAUGUUGCAGCUAAGAGGAUGAUUGAACGACCUGCUCCACUCAGCAAGCCAUCAAACAUUGUUACAUCAGAGAUUCCUGAUUCAACCCAGGAAUGUGAGUCAAACAGUUCUAGAAGAGGUGUUCCUGCGGAUGUUACUCUGGUUUGCACGCUCGGCCCCCCCAGUGAGCAGCAUCGGUGUCGAGCCGACUUUUAUAUUCACUGCUUGGAGUACAUUUUGAGAAAGGUCCAGGAGGCUGCGACAAAUGCUCGUAAAGUGAACAUUGGCCUUGUAAAGCCUCUGUUCUUAAUGAAGAAUAAUGAAGGAGAAACAUUUCUGCAGAUUAUGUGCAAGGAGCACCAUAUAGCUAAUACGGCUAUAAAUGACCUGCUCAACAGAUUUCCCGAUGUGACUUUUGUUGACUGUGUUAAGCAGAGUGUUCCUGAACCCUGUUGGCCUUAUACCUGUUUGCUUGGUGAGCCUUUAGUUGAAGAAGAGAGCACAAGUGGUGUCUUGGUGACUGUGUACUCCCCCAUGGAGGUGUCUGGACCAUCUGACACACCAUCAGAUGCACAGCCUUCAAAACCAGAGUCACCCCAGCCAUCUUCAGAGGUCAAUUUGACACAGGUUUCGCCAUCUACAUCUAACACAUCGUCAGUGAGUGUUAUAGUGCAGGAGUCCACUACUACACCCUCUACAGUCACACCCAUGCAAGUGAAUUCAGCUUUAGUUUCACCAACAUCUGCUUCCAACACAGGUGAUCUCCUUGAUUCUGUGUUGACUCCGGUGGUGGCAAACCCUGGACAUGCCACCUUGAGACCUACCACCAAACGCAAGAUCAUUGAAGCCUUGAGAGAAGACUAUACAGAGAGGUUGGAAUUGGCUGUGAAGGGAAGGCGAGAAGUGGAAGAAGACAUCCUCAAACACAGGUCAAAGACUGAGGAACUGGCAGAGGUGAUGGCAAAGAAAAGGGAAGAAAUGCAAAAGUUGGAAAGGGAGCUGCAAGAGUUGCAGAAGGAAAUGUGGCACAAGAAUCAAGCCAUCCAAGCAUUAGAAAACAGCCUCGAGCAGUUUUCAAAAGAGGAAGAAGAACUGGGAAAGAACUUGGCUGUUCUCCUAGGUGCAGAUCCAGAACCCCCAACCAAAAAGAGUAAAACCCAGGACAGUGACAGCUCUGAGCAAGAUACAGGAAUGUGAAAGGGAGAUAUGCAUAGAUUAUAAUAAGUUUACAUUCAUGUGACAAAAGACCUUGUAGUUUAGUUAGUCUAUAUUAUGGGUUAUCAUAAAAACAAGAUGCAUGACAUGAAUGAUGAUGCAACAAUGCUGGUGAAUGAUAUCUGUUGUGAAAAAAUGUCUCCUCUGGGAACAAGGUUUUGUCUAAGUCAUAUGUCCCUCUAAUUCAAACUUAUUUGAAUAAUGGGACAAUGUCCAAAUCAAGUAAAAGUAAAAUUGUGCCAUCAUUUGAACAGUUCAUCCAACUUGUUUCUGUGGUAACAAGAAUGUAAACCUCCAUCUUUUAAAACGCCCCUGAUAUACAUGUUAUCAAAUAAGGAAUUUUUUACAAGAAAAUUGCCUCACUCUUUACUACUGGACGUGGUGCAUGUUCCUUCACCUUUUGUCAUCUCAUACUGAUCUUAAGGGAUUAUGGAAAACUGAUCUUGAACAGGUGAAUCUCUUACACAGCGCUGAGAAGCACUUGAAAACACUAGAUAGCCUCCAAUGGUCAAAAUUUGAUAACAGUGAAACAGGCUACACAAAAACGCACACACAACUUGACUUUUGUGACUACUCACGGUUACCACUGGGUCAAUUUUUGUCAGGGCAUGCAUGGUAAUGCACAGAAAUACUCUGAUGUGUAAGUAAGAGUUCAUUAGUGAAUGAAAGUCUCAAAAUUCUCCCAAGUAGCACUGUGAGAAAUGUCUACUCACCAGGAAGGAGAACUUUUAUUUUGAUCUCAUAUGAUCAUAAAGUUAUGAUGUGCUUGCAAUUUCAUUUUCAUUAUUUGUUCAGUUUUAGUCAAGCAUAUUACAUGCAUACUUAAAAUUUUCUGUGUCCAUGCUGAUAAUAAUUAUUUAAUUAAUUAAUUUGAUUUUAUGCAAAUAGUAACUAAAGAGAAUGUUAUUGAAGAUUUUAGUUUAAAACUGGACUCACUUCACAACAUGUAAGCACAGCAUGUGGGCUUUUUAUUUGUCAAUGCUUUUGUGACUUACAAUGGGCAAAAAAGGUGUUGAGACACUUUGCUGUUUUGGAGUACCUCCAACAAAUGUUCCCCCCCCCCCCCCCCUCCUUCCAUACUAACCCCUCCCCAAAAACAAGGUUGGCCUUCUUGACCCUAAAACGUCCCUCUUUCCUCUACAAUAUCGAAAAUGGGGAGGGAGGGUACUCUUCUCAAUUUAAACCAAAGUUGAAACGGAAUAAGUGAAAUGUUGCAAUUAGCACUCAAUUCAGCCAACUGUCUCAACUACUUUUGUCACCCAUUGUAGGUUUUAUGUACUUGAAGUUCUUAGAAACAAAAACCUUAUUGGCAUAAAGUAACUGCAUUGAUCUCAGGAAUACAGUAUGCCUUCACACAUGUUAUUGGUUGACAUUGUCUAAGGUGGAUCCUUUGAUCAAGAAAAUGUAAUACAGAUAAAGGAAAGUACUCCCACAUAAGCAAACUUAUAUCUACUUAUGUCAAACAAGAGUUGUUAUGGUGUAUAAAGAACACUGAAGAUUCUUAACUAUAGUUAACAGUUAAUAGUUAUCAUAUGUUAAUAGUUGUACUGGAAGCAACCAUAAUUACUGAUUUUCCAGUUUUAGUUAGGUGUUGUAGGAACAAUUGCAUAUUUCUUUUGAAACCUAGCUAUGUUGCUUACGGCACCAUGCAGUGGAAAGAAAUGUUUUAUUUCUCAAAGGAGUUGGCAGUAACUGUGUUCUUUGUGGAUUGCCAAAUUUGUUGACUCUUCCCAGAAUGUAGAACCACAUUUUUACCAUGUUUAAAGAGACUGUUUCCAAAAGGUUUUUAUCUGUAAAUGGAGUAGAAGAUUUUAGAAAACUGAUCAGUGUAAGUGUUAAAGAGAAUUAUUUAAUAUUUUAUGUCAAUACAGUCUGAUAGAUGUUAUAAUUGAGAUUUUGAGACAGACAUAUUACUUCAAUAGUCGCUUAUUCUUUUCAGAUAAGUGUUGAAGUAGACGAUUCAGGCCUGCUCAGGGGAGGGGUGUGUAGUUUGGCAUCAAAAUACCCAAUUUUUUCCCCUCAUAAGAUACCAAUACUACAAAAUUAUAAAAUAUGUGCUACUAAAUCCCUUAAUUUAUCUUACAAGUUUAAUUCAUGUCUAUAUAACGAAUACCUAAAAUUCAGGGAAAACUAGAUACUUUAUACCCAAAUUGUGACAAAAAAAAAAUACCAUAGACCUGAGUUAAACAGCUGCAGAUACUGUAUAUCCUAAAUCGUUGGCUGGGCCUGACAAUUAAGUGACACUAAAUGGGCAAGAAAAAGGAAAAGUAGGUUAUAAUACAAUAGAAUUGUAAGAAAAUAUUAUCUCUGCAUGUCUCAUUUGGUUAAGAUGUACAAAAGUUUAAAUGCAUAUUGCCUUACAUAACAUUUUAUCAACUCUUUCAAACCAAACAUUGACCAAUAUUAAAUUUCUCCUUAUGUAUCAACUCGAUGUUAGGAAUGUAAGUUAGGAGAAGAACACAACUUGUCAUAAAGGAUGUUUGAUAAAUUAGUACAUUCUCUUAAAUAACUUUUACUGUGGCACAGUCUAUCUUACCCAGUACUGAGCAUGUUUGGGCUGAAGGGUUUAAUUGAUUUAUGUUACUUGUAAUACGUAGUAGCCUUUUGUCGUUCAUGUUUGACACUAAUUAUUAUUAUUUUCCUUGAUGAUGAGUUUGCCUUCUGACCCUCGUCAUUCUGCAAUUAUAGUAAUCAUGCUGUGUAAUUUUCCAUAGAACUUGCUAAUAAAGCCUUAAUUAUAUCA
Orbicella faveolata is the source of this 7834-nucleotide messenger RNA. RefSeq lists its product as uncharacterized. The record is from RefSeq and is a predicted model, not a curated record. Gene Ontology annotation, molecular function: protein binding. NCBI's taxonomy places the organism in Eukaryota, Metazoa, Cnidaria, Anthozoa, Scleractinia, Merulinidae.